Ramularia collo-cygni is the source of this 3045-nucleotide messenger RNA. Its product is annotated as related to phosphatidic acid-preferring phospholipase A1, contains DDHD domain. Lineage: Eukaryota; Fungi; Ascomycota; Dothideomycetes; Mycosphaerellales; Mycosphaerellaceae. The coding region runs from base 1 to 3045 and encodes 1014 amino acids. Gene Ontology annotation, molecular function: glycerophospholipase activity; metal ion binding. The record is from RefSeq and is a predicted model, not a curated record. The transcript has 4 exons. Gene Ontology annotation, cellular component: cytoplasm.
AUGGCGGCYCAGGACAGCGGCAAAUCAUACUUGAGCAAGCUCUCUCCCGCGAGCUGGAGUAGAAGUCCCACCCUACCGCCAGUCAAGAGCAAGAAUGGAGAGCUGGAACCGGAGCCAGCAUUGCUUCACCAGAACAAGGGCGCUGAUCAUGUGGUGAGCCACCGGAACAGGCUCAGCUCUAGGACGUAUCCUCGAGACUGUCCACCGCUUAGACCGCAGUGGUUUCAUGCCGUCGACAUACCCAAACGAAGGCCAAAUCCAGCUGGCACAAUCAAGGAGGAAAAGUCCGCAGGAAUACCGAAAAAGUACUCUGCAUUCUCGACAAACGAUUCGAAAGCGAUCGAGGCUUCAUUUCAGAAGUUGUUGGAGCAGGAGGACACUGAAGUUAGAUCCCAGCACGAGCUACAAGGCGGCGAUAUCUCCCAGUCAAGGUCACACAAAAAUCCCAACAUCAGUCUCCGAGGCGAGCAGAACCCUGGCAGUAUAACAGUACCAGUCAACGWAGACUAUCUAUUCGAUGUCGACGUGGAGAAGCGUGAACUAGCGCCAGCCUAUUGGUUAGGACCUGUGUACGAUGUCCGACGAGGUACCUGGUUCUACCAAGAAGGCAACAUCCAAAAGCCUUGCGACGAGAAUCUCGCCGCCCAGUUGGAGGAAGGAUACCUCAAAGUCAAAGCCUGGCGGCUGCCUACUGCGACGACCACCCAACCUCAAACAAAACCCACCACCACCACCACAACCACCACCAAGCCGCCGUCAGCGUCACAACUACGCACACGGCCAGCCUCUUGGGCUUCAGGGCAAGAUGUGGACAUUCCAACUUCUCCACAACUCCCAUCUAAGCCUUCUCAGCCAGACCUCCGGCAGGCAGCCGAGGAGGCCAGUCACACUGUGCAGCCGGGAGGGCUUGAUCCCGGAUCAGAUAAUCAUCCCAAGAACACGUAUCGAUUGUUCGGUGCGCAUAUGAACUCUGUCGUCACUUAUCAGGACGGAACCACAGCGUGGCUUCUAACAGACGACUUCUUGUCUCGGAUGAACUAUUCGAUGUAUCAACGUUUCGCCGGUGGAGGCCACUUUGCUGGGUUGCGCAUCACGCGAGGAUAUGUCAAUACAUCGAAGAAAGUGGAAUCGAAAGACGAUAAAACGGUGGAGGGUAAGAACUUAGCAAAGAAGGGCGAGGGUAAAGAGGAAGAUGUUGAGGAGGUUCAGGCGGAGAGACCCAGUAUGUCCGAACAGAAGAGACAGACACUUCAACGACAGAUGUCGGCACUGCUAGAAGACCCAAAGUCGACGCAAGACCGUGCGGAGCAGGACGAGGAAGCCCGAAAGCGCGACGAGCGUGAGAUGGAGGAUGACUACCGGGAGACUGAGGGCGAUCAACAAAACCGUCCGAUCGAACAUCUCAUCCUAGUUACCCACGGCAUAGGUCAGCGUCUGGGCUUGCGACUAGAGAGCGUCAAUUUUGUUCACGAUGUCAAUACUUUGCGCAAGACUUUGAAAUCGGUCUAUGCGGAUUCGCCCGAUCUCAGAGCGUUGAAUGCUGAGCUGGGUGACAGUGAUACCGUCAACAGUCGAGWGCAAGUGCUGCCCAUCUGUUGGCGACAUCUUUUGGAUUUCCCAAAGCAAAGUCUGCGGCAUAAUCGCAAGGAGCACGACAUUGCCGACACGGAUGCUGAUGACGAGGACUAUCCCAGCCUUGAAGACAUAUCUGUGGACGGGGUGCCCGCUGUACGGAACCUCAUCACUGAUCUUGCCUUGGACAUACUGCUGUACGACUCACCGGCUUACAAAGAUCACAUCUCGGGCAUCGUGUUGAAUGAGCUCAAUCGGAUAUACCACUUGUUCAUGCAACGCAAUCCCACCUUCAGCGGCAAGGUCAGUCUCAUCGGCCAUAGUCUAGGCUCGGCUAUCAUGUUCGACAUCCUUUGUAAACAAGAUCAUCAUCCCAAGGCCAAACGCAGAGGCGACCAGAGUCUGAGGCUCGAUUUCCCCGUCGAGGACUUUUAUGCACUCGGAUCUCCAAUCGGAUUGUUCCAGAUGUUAGGCGGACGAACGAUUGCUGCGCGGGAAUCGAGUCAACAUUCUCGAGACGCCAGUGACCUCGAAAGUAUGGAGGAUCCAAUGUUCGGUCCGCCAAGCAAAAAGCCCAUUGCCCCUACUCCUGGCCAUGUGCACGGAGAGAAUCCCGUUUCGAGGCCAAAGUGCGCGCAAAUUUUCAAUAUCUUCCACCCGACRGAUCCAAUCUCUUAUCGCCUUGAGCCUUUAAUAUCGCCAGCGAUGGCUUCUCUCAAACCGCAACCACUCCCAUACACCAAACGGGGCAUAUUUGGAGCACCUGUCGGCCAAGGCUUCACGGGCAUAGGGGCCCGCGUGGGUAAGAGUGUUAGCAGCAUGUGGUCUAGCGUCGCCUCCAGCCUACUCACUCGAGGCCUUGGGUACGGAGAAGAUACGGCAAGGACGACUGGAAAUGCGACGAAAAGCAGUGGACCUCUCUCGAUGCCAUCAGGAACAAACAGUUCCGGCACCUCGGGAGGGGCUGGCACAAACAUAUCUGCAGGUGUAAUUCCGGUCGCGCCUCCGGUGCCUGCAGAUGGUACAGAGAUUGCCAAGAUGGGUCGUGUUGACCGCGUUGCUACGGAGGCUCAAACAGCCAGCGAAAAGAAGCAGCAUCCUCCUACCUUGAUCGAAAACGAGCUCGAGACUCUCUCGGGCGACUUUGAAAGACAGCGGAAACUAGCACAUAGUGAUGCCGRGGUACGGGAUCUCGGUGCAGGAGCAGUCAAGGGAAGUUCAGAAUGGGCUGAGGCAGAGGAGCGUGGAAGACGGCUGCGGAAAGAGGAGGGCAAAGUGCGGCGACUCAAUCAAACUGGCCGUGUUGAUUUUUCAAUACAGGAGGGCGCCUUUGACAUCAACUUGAUUGCUGCCAUCGCCAGUCAUCUCUCUUACUGGAGUGAUGAGGACGUGAGCCACUUCAUGGUUUCGCAAUUGCUCAGCCGGCAUCGAAUUGUUCGCCCACGCGCAGGGAGUGCUCCACGAGGGAAGUGA